This is a messenger RNA of Dicrocoelium dendriticum, 264 nucleotides long. NCBI's taxonomy places the organism in Eukaryota, Metazoa, Platyhelminthes, Trematoda, Plagiorchiida, Dicrocoeliidae. The record is from the annotation of a GenBank genome assembly.
AUGCCUUACGUCACUCGGUCGGGUGAAUUGGUGGAAACCCAACCAUGGAAUGUGAAAUAUGUGAAGCAAGUUAUCUUGCGAAUAUUUCACAUCCUCAUCUUAUUCUUCCAAACAUUAUUUCCUCUUGACUUAUUUCGAGAUAGUUCCUCAAACCAACGGAGUAACUGGGGUGGAGGGCCUCCACGGCCCCCAGGAAGGGGCUUCGGUCGGCCAUGCGGUGGAGGUGGUCCGGAUGCCCCUCCUAUGGUAGGCGGCGGCGGAUGA